GUUUUACAUCAGGAGGCACUGAUAAAGAUGCUUAUGCUAUUUGUAAAUUUAUAAUUGAUGAUCAUCAGAUAGCUUUAGCACAAUCAUUUGCCAAAAAUAUGGGACUUUAUGGAGAAUGUGCUGGUGCAUUUUCAAUUAUUUCUGAAAGUUCAAAAGAAAAGGCAGCAAUUGAUUCACAACUUAAAAUACUAAUUAGGGUCAUGUAUUCUAAUCCACCAAUAAAUGGUGCAAGAAUUGCAAGUUAUGUACUGAAUGGUCCUGAACUAAAUAAAGAAUGGUUAGAAGAAGAAAAGUUAUGGCAAAUCGAAUUAUUACUAUGUGUGAUGUUGAUGAUUUUCACUGAUCAAAUUGGAAUGUUUUGUUACACUGGAUUAAAACCUGAGCAG
This is a messenger RNA of Entrophospora candida, 386 nucleotides long. NCBI's taxonomy places the organism in Eukaryota, Fungi, Glomeromycota, Glomeromycetes, Entrophosporales, Entrophosporaceae. The record is from the annotation of a GenBank genome assembly.